Vigna unguiculata (cowpea) is the source of this 885-nucleotide messenger RNA. RefSeq names its product glutathione transferase GST 23-like. Gene Ontology annotation, biological process: glutathione metabolic process. NCBI's taxonomy places the organism in Eukaryota, Viridiplantae, Streptophyta, Magnoliopsida, Fabales, Fabaceae. Gene Ontology annotation, molecular function: glutathione transferase activity. Gene Ontology annotation, cellular component: cytoplasm. The record is from RefSeq and is a predicted model, not a curated record.
AAUGAGAGGCUGAGAGAAGAAACGUUGAGAGAGAGAAAGAAGAUGGGAAGUGAAGAAGUGAAGGUGGUGAGCUUUUGGGUGAGUCCAUUUGGGAAGAGGGUGGAGUGGGCCUUGAAGCUGAAGGGAAUAGAGUAUGAAUACAUAGAAGAAGAUAUCUUCAACAAGAGCAAUCUCCUUCUCCAGUUGAACCCGGUUCAGAAGAAGGUUCCGGUUCUCGUCCAUGCCCACAAACCCAUCCCCGAGUCAUUCAUCAUCCUUCAAUACAUUGAUGAAACUUGGAAGCAGUAUCCACUACUGCCACAAUAUCCUUAUCAGAGAGCACUUGUUCACUUCUGGGCCGAUUUUGGUGAGCGAAAGCUUUUGAAUCCAUCAUGGGUUGCAAUGUGCAGCAGCGGGGAGGACAAGGAAGAGGCUCUGAAAGUAGCUAGAGAAGCAAUGGAGAAGAUUGAAGAAGAGAUAAAGGGGAAGAAGUUUUUUGGAGGAGACAACAUUGGGUACCUUGAUCUUGCCCUUGGAUGGAUCUCUUACUGGCUUCCUGUUUUUGAGGAAGUUGGAUCCAUGCAGAUAAUGGACCCACUGAAAUUUCCGGCCACCGCUGCAUGGAUCACCAAUUUUCUGAGCCACCCUGUGAUCAAGGACAACUUGCCCCCUAGAGACAACAUGCUUGUUUACUUCCACAGUCGCAGAAAGGCACUUUCUUCAUCUUUUAAGGGUUGGUUCAAGGUUUAGAUAUUUUCUUCUCUGUCCAUGUUUCAAAGGGAAUGCAAAGAUGUUAGAUGUUUGUGGUAUAAUAAGAAUAAGAACAGCGAAUGAUACUGGGUAUGUUUGUAUUUUGGAUUCUUUGUGUUGCUAAUAAACCACUUUUGGAUGUGUUACUCACUUUAA